AUGGAUUUCCUGCACGACCUGGGGGCGCUGUAUCAGGUGGUGUUUACCAAGGUGGAUACAGUCAACCGAACAGAACUCGAGAAACAGAUUGAAAAGGCAAGAGAUGUGGCACUGAAUGCAAAGCGAAUGAGUAUGAACCCGGUUAUCCAAGUGACGAGUGUGAAAGAACGAUUUGGUAUCAAGGAGUUGCAGCGUCAACUUGUGAGCAUGACAGGGCUGCUAGCAAAUCAGCGUCUAUGA
Molecule: messenger RNA, 240 nt
Organism: Peronospora belbahrii
Lineage: Eukaryota; Oomycota; Peronosporomycetes; Peronosporales; Peronosporaceae
Source: the annotation of a GenBank genome assembly